UUCGGUUGCUAGGGUUAAUGAACCAAUCGACUACUAGGUUUGUUUCUUCUUCCUCUCUCUCUCUCUCACUCUCUCUCUCUCUCUCUCUCUUCUGAAUCUUUGAUUUGCCUCAUCGGUCUUCAAAACGACUCGAGGAGCUCAAACUCAAGAUGGUGGCCAACUGUGUGUUAAGCGAACAAGCUCAUGGAGCUGCAGCUGGAAAGUCUGGUGAAACUGAAGUCAAACCGUUGCAGACGAUUUCAACGCAGAUUACAGAUCAUGAUUUGAGAGGCACAGAACUGUCAGACAUUAACGAGAAGCCUUUGGAGGACCAAGCUGUUCCAGAAGAUCAACCAGCAAGGCCAAAAACUGAGAUGAAAAACCAGGAAAAUUUAGGAUCUGAAGUCAAUCCAUCUGGGGAUUCCUGGUCCGAUUCGUGCCUAGAAUUCACAUUUAAGACACUUACAGGGGCACUAGCUGUAAGGGGUUAUUGUAAUUUCCUCCCCGAAGAAAAGUUGCUACAAGCAGUAAAAGUUGGUCAGGUUGUUUAUCUAAGUGGGACUGCAAGUUAUCUACUAGGAAUGAGUGGACGUAUUGCAGCUCAAGCAGAUGAAGCAAGCAACCCAAUCAAUGUGAAGAAUCUAUCUUUGGCUUGGAUGAUUGGUUUUCUCUUUCUUGUCAGCUUUGUUGGUCUCUUUUCAAUUGGCCCCCUUAGAAAGAUGAUGAUACUCAAGUACAAGUUAACAUACCCUAGUGGAACUGCAACUGCCUACCUCAUCAACAGCUUUCACACUCCUAAAGGAGCCAAACUAGCCAAGAAACAAGUAAUGAUGCUAUUCUAUUCCCUCUGUGGUAGCUUUACUAAUGCACUUUUUCAAUGGUUCUUUGCUGCUGCUAAUGGCUGUGGAUUUAGUAACUUUCCCACCUUUGGUCUCAAAGCCUUUAGCCAAAGGUUCUGAUGAAUUUAACAAAUGACAACCUGUGUGCUGUUAGCAAAUUGCUGCCUGUGGAGGACUGGUGAAACCUUGUCUUCAUUGAUUGCUGGCCACUUUCCAACGUUCAGUUCAUCUUUGCCUCCCUUCAGCGAUAUAAGAAAUGAUACUUGUUGUCCAAGUCUUAAGACAUUUGAAAGGGUGUGAUCGGUUAGAAAUUCUUGGAGAGAUACAAAAUAUGGUCAAAGAAUUCAAGAACUUAGUUUUUUAAGUUUUUUCAUUUUUUAAUAUAUGUAAGCAUGGUUUAAAACUUUUUAUUUAAUUCCUUUGUAUAUACUUUUGAACAUAUUUAAUUUUCA
Messenger RNA from Camellia sinensis, 1270 nucleotides. Lineage: Eukaryota; Viridiplantae; Streptophyta; Magnoliopsida; Ericales; Theaceae. The record is from RefSeq and is a predicted model, not a curated record.